ACUGCCGCCUAAGCGCGUGCUGCGAAAGGAAGUGCUUCUCUUCUGACCAAUCAGCGGCGAGAAGCCGUUUUAACGUCCCUCCCUUUUCUACCCCUCCUUCCCCGCUCUCUGAUUUCUACCCCCUCCUACUCCCUUCGGUUCUACCGGGUUCGACCCUUCCAGGACACCGUCGCCCGCGCUCUCGUCUUGGAGUCUGGCCGCGACCUCACUUGGCAGUAUGGCCAGCUCAGAGGCUGAAUGGGUAACAAUUGCCAAUAACCUUCUUUUUAAAUGUCACAUACACCUGAGGAUACACGAACUUCAAGACUGUGAUGCUAAUGUUUUUAUUGCCCUUUAUCAAUCCAUUUUGGGAGAAAAGGUACCAGACCUCAUAGUUAUUCCCAGGAAUCAAGAAGACAACGCCCACAAUGUGCAAGCUGUAAUCGAUUCACUAGCUUUGGAUUACCUCCAGGUCAGCCUGUCUCAUAUAACAGGAGAGAACAUAGUGAAAGGGGACAAGGGAUCCAUAAAGAAUCUCCUAGAAAUAUUUGAUGGAUUGCUGGAGUAUCUGACAGAGCACAUCAGCGAAUCGUCUCACAACAGAAGUGCAUCUGAACAGUUUUGUAGAGACUCUUGUGGAGAAGAACCGGUGGAAGAGCUAGAAAGUGCCAAGGAGUCAUCCUGGAGAAAAGUUCCUUUUAUGAGGUGCUCCUUCUCAUCCGAUGCUUUGGGCCCCACCUGGGAUGAAGAGGAAGCUGAGUCCACAGGGGAAAUAAUCAGACUUGGAGACACUGCACACACCUUCUCCCUAAGGAGUAAUGGUGCCCAGAAUUCUAUGAAUUUCUGGUCUAGAAAAGCCUCAACUUCAGGCACUAGGCCGCCUGAGGAAAUGUUGAACCCUGGCUUAUCAAGUUUCCUGUUCAAGAAUGGGCCAACGUGUGAAGAAGAAGAAGCUCCUCCUAUACACAUGGCUACGAGUGCCAGGAAGCUCGGCGAGCCGAUCCGAGCCGCCAUUCCCUUACAUCCUCCCUACCACCCUCCUGAGCGGAGAGCGCCUUGUCCCAUAGGCAAGGAAUACCUCUGCUCAGGUCACUACUUGUCUACGCCGACUUCUGGAGAGCACAUGGCACCUUCUGUGGAACCAGGUGAUGUUUUCUUAACUUCUACCUUAUGUAAAGAUGAUGAUCAGGAAACAGAUGAUGAUCUAGAUCUGACUGAAAGUUCCAAGACAAGGAGGCUUUUGAAAGGAGAAAGAAGCGAAAACAGAGCUGUGGCCCCCUCAGAGUAUCCACCUUUCUCUCAGAAGGCCAGGAAGCGGCUAACAGAACAGGAACUGCAUGCCAUGUCAGAGAAACUCUCUCAGCGGCUCUCCGAACUCGACUGGAUGUUAAAAACUGCACUGGGCGAUCGAGCGACAGGCGAGGCUCAUGGUAAAGAUGGCGGAGCUGGAGAUGAAGAGGCGCACAGUGCAAACGAGGAGAUGCUAUCGCAGCACAGUGACGGCGUCAUGGAGUACGGACCAAGGAAGCCGAGGCCAGGGUUUUCUAUGCACAGAAAGGCACCUUACAGGUCCCAUUCCCUGUCGCCAUCUUCAGUGAACAAACACAGUCAGUCAGAGAAAGAGAGAAAAAAGCAACACAAAUCUAAAGGGACGGACACACACCAUUUCCAUGCAAAGGCAUUAACUGAAGCAUUUGAACGGGAACUAAGAAAAAACAAAGUUCAAGAGAACGUUGGACUUCGAGGGAUAAGGGAGGAGGAAGAGGAAACAGAAAAGUCAUACAAAGAAGCUUUCGCUAAAGGAACUACAAAACAGAGUCAGGUCCAGAAGAUUUACUCCAGAAAAACUGUAGCUCCGACUCCUAAAGGUGGUCUCCUGAAGUCAAGCAAGGCGUCUCCGAUGAAAGUAAAUGAACACAGUCUGCUGUCCCUGAUGCUGGAACAGUUUCCAUUUCUCUAUGUUUCUGACCCAACUCUGACCAAAAUGUGGAAGCAGCAGAUGGCACAGGUGGAGCAGCUCAGAAGGGAAGCACAGAGAGAGAACCGAUCCAAGAAGAAACUCCAGGACGAAAUAGAAGAAGCCCUGAGAAGGCACGACCUCCUUACCGCUCUUGUCAAGAAAGAGUAUGACCAUAACAAGAGACUGCAAGACUUCAAGGACCGAAUUCACAAACAAAGGUUGACCCAAUCAAAGAUAAAAGAAAAUCGUCAUCAAAGUGUUCGUGCCCGAAAAUAUUAUGACGACUACAGAGUUCAGUUACGUGCAAAAAUGAUGAAGAUGAGAACCCGGGAGGAAAUGAUCUUUAAGAAACUGUUUGAAGAAGGUUUACAAAUUCAGAAACAAAGACUACGAGACCUAAGAAACUACGCCAAGGAGAAACGCAGCGAAGAAAAGAGACAGCACCAGAACGAGCUGGACUCGAUGGAAAACUACUAUAAGGACCAGUUCUCAUUGCUGGCAGAGGCCAUCUCACAGGGACGCCAGGAACUCAAAGCAAGACAGAGAUCCCAGGCUCAGACGUUACACAAGGUGAAGAGGGAGCUGAGAGCAAAGAUGGAGAAGGAAAUUGAGCAGCUGCAGCACUUGAUAACGCAGAGCGACGACGAUGCGUUCUUCCGGGAACUAGAAGCUGAGCGCUUCAAAGCACGGCUGCAGCUGGCUUCCUUCCAGUACAGUAAAAAUCCUUUCCCAAGAGGCCAAACUCCAUAGGUGAAGUUUCUAGACACCUUUAUGUGAACAGAGCUAGACCUGAGCCAGUAAACAGUCUAAACCAGAACAUGCCUUAUUUAUGUAUUCAUGUUAAAAGUUAGAAUUUUUUAAAUAAAAGACUUUUUUUUUU
Molecule: messenger RNA, 2819 nt
Organism: Rattus rattus (black rat)
Lineage: Eukaryota; Metazoa; Chordata; Mammalia; Rodentia; Muridae
Gene: Cep95
Product: centrosomal protein 95
Exons: 20
Coding region: 218-2689 (823 amino acids)
Cellular component (GO): centrosome; spindle pole
Source: RefSeq, a predicted model, not a curated record